AUACAUUUGUGGACGCUCCCUUGAGGCUACAUAUAGGAGAUUUGGCAGAUAGUGAAACAAGCGUUUCCUCAACAUUUGUCAAGAAACUGAUCGACAUACCUGAAGCCGUACGUCAAAAGCGAACAGAGACAGAUACAGGGAAGAGGGACUCCCCUGGCAGAAGAGGUGCUACAGAUGGAGGGGGGAACUGGAACCCUCCGGAGCUCCCCUCGAGCCCAGCUGGGAGCCAAAGAGCAUGAGAAUGUCGUGACCAAAAGAAAAAAGAAACAGGGACCGGACAGUCCCAGCAGGAAAGUUCAAGGCAGAGAGAAGAAGAAAAGGAAAAAUCGUAGAAGAAAAAAGAGUGGGUCAAAUGUCAAAGGAGAUGCAGAUGCCAAAAGUGAAAGCACAGGAGCAGACAAGGUGGAUGUGGAGCCCAUAAGCAGCCAAAGUCAGGAGUGUGCACCUUUGGAACCACAACUUGUGGAUCCUCAACCUGAAGACAACUUGCAAAAAGUAGAAAAGAGCGGAGAGCAACACCACAAAGAUGCCACAAUGGUGCAAGCUCAGACUCAGACAAGGAAAAGUAGAAGCACCGACAGAGCCACACAAACUCCAGCUGUUAUUCAGAGCAGCAGGGAAACACAGACAGACCCACCUGUGCCAACACAAGAACACACACAGAGCGAGACAGAGCCACAACAAGACAAACAAACACCUGGAGUCAUGCUGCAAGACGACAACGCCAUGCAUGCUCCAUUAAGGCAAAAUGAAAGUCCAGACACUGACGGAGUGUCAUCAGGUUCAGCCAAGGAGCAUAACGCAAACCUAAAUAAGGAGUCAGAGCCUGAAGAGGAGAGUCCUUCAGCAAGAGGUGAACCCACAGACUCCCACGCUGCAAAAGGUACCAAGCCAACAUCUUACGCCAAAGCUGUGUCUGGAGAAGGAAACGUGGCAGAGAAAACCACCGAAACAUCCCGGAGCACACGUGAUCGCAGCCCAGUGACACCCCCACCUGCUGAGUUCACCUUUCACAUCUACGCUGUGCUGGACAAGAGGUUUAAAUUCAACCAACAACACGACAAGCUCACUCUGUUUGAUAAAACAGGGAAAUUACCCCUUCAGGUUACACAUUUUGUUGGUAAAAAUCAGGGAGGCUGUCUGGUAGAAGCAAACCUUUCCAUUGAAGAAACAAACUUGCCAAGAGGCCACUGGCUGACAUACCAGUAUGGUGUGAAGAAACAACACAAAGAGAUCAUAGAACUUGCCACAAGAUGGGUUCAUAUUCCACUGGACCCCAGCAUUAGAGAGCUGCACCUUUAUGAAGGCUUCAUUAGUUGUCAGGAGCAAAGUUUUUUGCAAACCGGCCUUGGCAUUAUGGGCUGGUGGAGAUCAAAAGGUGUGCAAGUGUCAGAUGCUUGGCAGGACUCAGCGACAACGCUGCUGAACACAGUCUUCCAGAAGUGGACUCCACUGGACAGACAGAGCACUCAGAGCCUUUGUGACAAACUGAAUCAUUUUGUGAUGAGUCUUGGAUCUGCACAUACAAGAGUGAUGUUCCCAGACAGAUCACCACCUCCAGUGGUCAAGACACAAGAGCUGAUUUCAGAGUAUCUGGUUCAGAUCUUAAAAGGAGAACCAAAGGAGAAGUUCCCUGGAAUCUACAGAAGGACAGGUCCCCUUGUUCUGGGCCUGUCUGUCUUCAUGGUUACAAGAAGCUGCAGCAUCAGCCUUGGAGUGAAAGGCUGGGCCGAGCUGUGUGCGCUGGUGUCCUCAGAGACGGCAAUGGACAAGAAAAACCUGGACGAACUGCUCAGCUCCUUCCACCACCCACAGAACACUGUGUUGGGUCUGAUUAACUGCUGUGCUCAGAACAUGGUGUCGGAGGUGGUCCUGCUCGUCCCUCUGCUUCUCAGACUCAGACAGCCAGGAGCCGACGCAGCCAAAGUGGGUCCAACUGUCGAGGAGAGCUGGUCAGAGCUUGGCACCAGUAUCAGCAGGUUCAGAGCGAACAUUCAGUCCUACUCUGACAAAAGAAAGAGGAUGCUGAAUUUGAUCAAGACACGCUUACAUGUGGCCGAAGGGAUGCCUCUGCUUCUGAUGAGCUGGUUAUCUUUUGUUGCACUUGAGGAUCUUCCUGAAUUCUCAGACCUGACAGGAAUACCUGCAGAACACCUGAUCCAGAGUCUAUUGUACAGGCUAUCAAAGCGUGACGAGCCAAGAGAUAACAACCGAGUGGAGGAGAUGGUCAAGCACACUCAGAAAGCCUUGAGCCAUGUACUGCUGCAGGUCGACAAAGAGAAGGACAGAAUGAUUGAAUGUGAACAUAUCAAAGCAGCCUUCAUGAGCAGCGUCGAUGUGGUGAUAAGCGUGUGCAGAGUGGCGCGGCUCGUCCCACAGUACCAGGCAGCAGUCCUGUCCCUCCAGCUAGUGUUGAAAAUGUCUGAGAUUGUCAAUGAUGCACUGAGAAACCAGUCCAGAGAUGAUGAGGUCGAGACCUUAAAACAGCAGCUGGUGGAGAAUCUACAUGCACUGCAGCAGCGAGUCAGUGAGUGGAGAGAUGACCUGCUGCAAAAACCGCUGCUGACACCAUCAAAAUCACUCAGCUACCCAAAGGAAAUUGAGAUGUGGGAUGCACUGCUGAAGGUGAAAUGCUCUACUGAGGAAGUUUCAUCUUGUUGGAGGCUGAGCUUGAAAAAAGACCUGACAAAGAGAAUUUCCAAGUCAAGUGAUGAGGAUAAAGUUCUGCUCUGCUGCCUUGAACCGACCUCGGCAGCUAUAAGGAAAAGCCAUGACAUUGCACAGAGCUGUUUCAACGAGCUGUGUCAGUCUGCUAUCAAGACAAUAUGCCAGAGACAGCAGGAGGGGGACCUGUUGCGGAGUCUCAACAAGGUGAAAGAGCUUCCUGCUGCCAUCGUGUCUGCCAUUGUGGUUGAGUCAGCAGCACGGUUUGGUGACAAUUGGGUGCUCCAGCUGCUCCAUCCACAGUCCGCCAUGAACCACUUACUGUCUCACGGUGAUUGGAAGUCGAUCCAGGUGGACGACUCUGCAGCGCAGAUUGUCCACAGCUGUGUGGUCGCAGUGCAAUCUCUGGUGGAGUCUCUGCUUCAAGGACACAUAGCCCUGGGACACCUGCAGACAUGCCUGAUCUACAAAGAGCAGUUUAAGAGGCUUUACUCGCACUACAAGAGAAAUACCAAAUCUGGGACUGUUCCUGUUGAUGCAGAGAUUAUUUUGGCUCAGAGAGAGAAGGAUCUGAACUCCUUCCUGCAGCGGAAAGAGCAGAUAGAUACACUGAUAAAGAUGAUUGCAAAGGUUACAGAAAGCAUCACAGUUCCUGAAAUGGCAGCUCUUAAGGAGCAGCAUGAUGCAGAUCUCCAGACUGUGAGCCUGAACAAACUGGUGCUAGUUCAGUCCUUUGAUGCUGAGGGGAAACUGACGAAGACGGGCCCUCCCCGGGUCCUCUGGUGUAAUGUCAGUCUGAAAGUCUUGAAAAUGGCCAGUGAGAUGCACAGACUGCAUCACAGCAACCUGAUUCUGUCUUCCUGGGUCAAAGGGGCUGCACGUUUGGCAUCAGCAAGGCAGCCCUCUGCAGCUCCUGUUCCGGUAUCACUUACACAGGUCUGUGAAUACAUCUGGGAUCCUCUGCUGACGGAGUUCUUGCAGCUCGGUGACAGCUUUGCAAAUGCAAACAUCACUUUCAAGCAGCUCGAUCAGGUUUUGGUGAAGUCGGGCGACCAGGGCGAUGGGGAACUAAUGAAGAAGGAGCUGAGUCUGAUGUCAGAGAUGUUGUCUGAGCCAGGAAGGUUCAGAUCUGAGGAGGACUGGGUGGAGCUGAGGCUCGGUCAGAUCCAAGAGUAUCGACAGCUCCAUGAGGCAGCAGCCGCAGCCAGUGCAGUGCGGAAGAUCGCUGAACAAAUGGAGCUUUCUGGGAACUUCACUGAAAUUGACACACUCAGCCAAAUGGUAGAAGAGCCCUUUAAGCAGAGGGCUCUGGGCUCUCUUAGUCCUGACCUGUUGCGUGCCAAACAGCAGCUCUCCUCAGUCACCAAGCAGCACACCGCCUGUCUGGAAGAGUUUCUAGCAAGCCAAGCUCUGAUCAUCUGGGUCAAAGAGAACCUUAAAAACAUGAGCGAUGUGAAGGUUUAUGUCGACCUGGCUUCCAUAUCCGCUGGAGAGAACGACACAGAGAUCGACCAGGUGGCCUGUUUCCAUGAUGCAGUGAUGGGCUAUGCUCCUCUGCUCUACUCCCUGUCCUCUCAAGCUGGCUUUGAGGAGUUCAUGAAAUGUGCUCGGCAGGUGUGGGACACCCAAAGUCGAGAUGGGAAGCUGCCUGACAAACUGAGAGAGUCUACACGGCUGCUUAGCUGGCUGAAAGCCUUGAAGGAGACCCAUGGCUCUGUAGAGCAGUCCUCCCUCUCCCUGGCUUCUGCUAUCAAUGCUCAUGGAGUUUAUCACAUAGGAUGGUCUAAAGAAAACACAGAAAAGAGGUGUCUACAAAACAUGGUGCAGGUCACAGUGAAAAGGGGCAGAGAGGAGAAGAGCUACAAGCUUGAAGCGCUGCUGGAGCUACAGAACAAACUCAUGCUCAUGUCGUCCAAAGGGGAGCAUGGCCGAGAGCAGGUCAACAGGUUCACAGAGGUUUUUGAAGGCGUUCAGAGACUUGGCAACAUUCUUCUCCAGAUGCAAACAUCUGGAAACAUGCUCUUCAGGGAGUGGCAUGCUGAAGCCCAGUGCUGUCCACUACAGCAACCAUGCAUCAAAGUGACCUACUUAUCUCUGAAGGGUAAGGAGAUGCAGUACUACGGCGAGCUGACCGAGCAGCUACAGAAGCUGGCUCACUCCAUGGACAGCUGCCAAAAGGAAUGGUGUGCCUUCAUCAGUCAGAUGCGCUCCAAGUUCAGUUUGCUUAACCACUACACCUCGGAGCAGAUGGUGUACCUGUGCCACUGGAUACACAAAGUGUGUCAUCGACAGGCAACAGUUCCUCAACAGUUAUGGCAUUUACUUUUUCCCAUAAAGCCUCAGUGCACCCUGGUUGAGGUCAGAGUCGCUUACAAUAAUGCAAGUAUGACCUCAAAGCAGGAUGAACUGGAAGAUGUUGAGUUUGAGGAUGAAGAGCUCCAACCUUCACCAGAACCCACUGAAGAGGACAUGGAGGAACCUCGUGAUUUAAUGGAAUUUUCCUCAGGGGACGAAAGUGAUGAUGAUGUUAUGAAAUAUGAUGAUCACUCUGAUAACAUCAGGCAGCGUGAUGACCUUGAAAGCCUCUGGAGUCACUUCAAGAAGGACAUGCCACAGUACCUCAGUGAGUACUUGGACAUCUCAAUGCUGGCCCACUUCCUCUCAUGUCUCUCUGAUAUGAACCAGCAACUCAUUAUCAGGAAUCUCCCACAGUUUCUCCAGGAGGGAAAGCCCAACCUUGUGCUUUGUCCUACUGCAGAAAUUUUUACCACCAUCAUUUCUUUGUAUAUGGAGAGUCCAGAGCAGCCUCUGCCAUCUGCCGAUGAGGUUCUAGUUUGCAGAGAGGAGACCACAGAGGAGGAGAUGGAGAUCUUUCUCCGCCGAACUCUUGGUCAAAGUUCGAGCCAAAACUGUCACAAAAUAUAUUCUCUUGUCAAUCCAGGGCUGCUGGGAUAUGAUGUCAGUGUGGCCCUUGGGGAGCUCUUUGAGGCCCUCGAGAGAAGUGCCAACCAACAGUAUCGUUUGGUAAUAGUGAGUCCAGUUGUGCACCAGCACAGAUAUGUACCCUCUUUCUUCAGCAGUGACAAAGUACAGGCUGGUGUGAGCCUAACGGCACAGACUGCCAGGAAAUAUCUACAUCACCACUUCAGACAAAACACACUCCCUCCAAACCCAGUCGCUCUGGUUUCUUCAGAACAACUCUCAGUCUGGAUGGUGUCAUCUGUAUGUCCUGCAGUUGGAAAAUCCCUUUAUGUGGAUCGUUUGUUUGAGAGGUUCCAGCAGAAAUCUCCCGGAGCAAAACAUAUUAGGAUCAGACUGAUUGAGCCAAGUGUUGAUGUAGACUCCUUGAUUAAAAGUCUGUCAGAGAAACUGGCACCACUGAGAGAGCAGGACCCUGUUCUCCUGCAUGUUGACACCGCUGGAGUCCGUGCAGGUCUGGAGGAGUUCCUGUUCCGUCUACUAGUGCUGGGCUGUCUGAGCAACAGCCACGGUGUGCUGUGGAGGAGGAACCCAGCUCACCUGAUCACUGUUGAGGUCCUGAAAACAUGCACACCCCUUCAAAACCAGCCAAAAGAGAUCAGUCUUGGGCUUCUUGACAUCCUGCCAAACAUCCACUGUAGACCUCCCAGAGAGGUGAACGAGCUGUUGGACGGUCAAAGGGUCCUGACAAAACAGACCUUUGAUCCACUCAUGGAUGAGGAGGAGUUUUGCAGUGAGGGGAUUCAGAGACCAUACCAAUACUUAAAGCUGUACAAGCAGAAACAGAACCUGGAUCGUUUUAAGUACCAGGAAGGGUCUCGAAUGGGGAAUCCUGUUGAUUGUCUCAAUCAUUUACUGUUAUACUGUGGAAUGCAAGAUCCAUCGUGGGCUGAGCUAAAGAACUUCUCCUGGUUUCUCAAUGUGCAGUUGAAAGACUGUGAGAACUCAGUUUUCUGUGAUCCAGAUUUUCUGGCUGAUCACUUGCCUGGUUUCAAGGGCUUUAUUGUGAAGUUCAUGAUUUUAAUGGCAAGAGAUUUUGCCUCUCCCUCUCUGAACACAUCUGAUCAAAGCUCCGUACUGCAUAUUGAAAACAUUGUAGAAGAUGACCUUCUUGCCCGACUGACAAUUCGUAAGCAUUGGGAAAAUGAGUCGCAUCCAUACAUUUUCUUUAAUGCGGACCGAUUCUCAAUGUCUUUCCUUGGCUUUAAUGUGGAGAAGUGUCCAAGGCAAAACACACUCAGUGCAGUUGAUCCUCAUAGCAACAGGGUCCUGAUAGAGAAUGUGAUGUCACAAAAACUUUUUCAAGGUUUGGAAAGGCAAGGGAUCUCUCUCAAAGAGAACUUUGACAAGUUGCCCCGUCCACACAAAAUCAAAAGGAUUUCAUGUGUUGUUGGUGCAAGCAAAGGAAUGAUGGAAAAGGGAUUUGAUCCUGACCCAACAUAUGAGCUCACUGCUGACAACGUAAUGAAGAUGUUGGCUAUACACAUGAGAUUUCGAUGUGGAAUUCCAGUUGUCAUCAUGGGAGAGACCGGCUGUGGAAAAACUCGACUAGUCCGUUUCCUCUGUGCUCUGGCGAGGGAUGAGAGGCCAAUAGAGAACAUGGUACUAGUCAAGGUACAUGGUGGAACUACAGCUGAGAUGAUCUACAGAAAGGUGAGGGAGGCAGAGAUCCUUGCUGAGGAAAACCGUAGAAUGCACAAGGUAGACACCAUUUUGUUUUUUGAUGAAGCCAACACCACAGAGGCUAUUUUUGCCAUCAAGGAAAUUCUGUGUGACCAAUCAGUGAAAGGAGAACCUUUGAAGGCUGACAGUGGCUUAAAAAUAAUAGCCGCUUGCAAUCCUUACAGGAAGCACUCCCCUGAAAUGGUGGAGCGUUUGGAACGUGCAGGAUUAGGAUACAGGGUGAAGGCAAAUGAAACAGAAGACCGCCUUGGCAGAGUCCCUCUGAGACAGCUGGUGUACAGAGUGCAUCCUCUGCCUCCAAGCAUGGCGUCUUUGGUGUGGGAUUUCGGCCAGCUGAGUGAUUCAACUGAACUUUCCUACAUCAGACAGAUUGUCCAGAAGAAAGUUAAUGACCAUUGUUUGCCAGUGGCUUGCAAGGACAUCAUUUCAAAUGUACUGGCAGCCUCCCAGAAAUAUAUGCGAAGUCGGAAAAAUGAGUGCAGUUUUGUGAGUCUCAGGGAUGUGGAGAGGUCUAUGAAUGUGCUUGUUUGGUUUUAUCAGCAUAGUGGGAUCCUUUUCAACAACUGCUCUUGUCUCAGUGAGGCUCAUAAGACACUGAAGUGCUUGAUUCUUGCAGUUGGAGUCUGCUACUACCCGUCUCUAGUGGGCAAGGAGGAGUACCUCUCUGUAAUUUGUAGGUACUUCCCAGACCCUCUCAGCUCUUCAACAGCACUGCAGGAAGAGAUUUCAUCCUGUCAAGAUUUCUUCCUUCAGAAUGUCCAGACAAGGGAGACCAUAGCCAAAAAUGUUGCACUCAAAGAGAACGUGUUUCUCAUGGUGAUUUGCAUUGAGCUCAGGAUUCCACUCUUUGUAGUUGGAAAGCCAGGCAGCUCAAAGUCACUUGCUAAGACAGUGGUUGCUGAUGCCAUGCAGGGCCAGAACUCCCAUUGUGAGCUGUUCAAGAAUCUUAAGCAAGUACAUAUGGUCUCGUUCCAGUGCAGUCCUCAUUCAAGUCCUGAGGGAAUCAUAGCGACCUUCAGGAACUGUGCCCGCUUUCAGAAGGACAAAAACAUGGAUGAGUAUGUAUCAGUGGUGGUGCUGGAUGAGAUUGGACUAGCGGAAGAUUCUCCUCAGAUGCCCCUGAAGACCCUUCAUCCUCUGCUGGAGGAUGGUUGUAUUGACAAUGACAAGCCAGAGCCACACAUGAAGGUUGGCUUUGUUGGUAUUUCCAACUGGGCUCUUGACCCAGCAAAGAUGAACAGAGGAAUAUUUGUGUCCAGAUGGGAUCCGAGUGAGGAUGAACUUGUGGAAACUGCCAAGGGAAUUUGUUCAUCGUCCAACCAAAUUCUCCUCAAAAUCAAACACCUUUUCCCUUCUUUGGCGAAGGCCUUCUUGAGCAUCUGUAAUGAGACCUCAAAGAAUCAGUUUUUUGGUCUAAGGGAUUAUUACAGCCUGGUCAAAAUGCUGUUUGCUGCAGUCAAAUCUACACAACAAGAACCAGAUGGUGGACAGUUGGUAGAGGCCAUCUUGCGUAAUUUCAGUGGACAGCCAGAGGGCUUUGAUUCUGUCAUAUUUUUCCAAGAGGUUUUCCAAAACCUUGCAGAAAUACCCAGACCAGGUACCUUGCAAAUGGUGAAAAAGAAUCUUGAUCACGACACUGACCAGGAGAGCCGUUAUCUCCUUUUGCUGACCACUAAUAACGCAGCACUUCAUAUCCUUCAGCACCAAAUCUUUGCCAAAGGAGACUACGCAUCACCUGAAAUAGUCUUUGGCUCUGGAUUCCCAAAGGACCAGGAAUACGCCCAAAUCUGCCGUAAUGUGAACCGGGUGAAAACAUGCAUGGAGACUGGGCGCACAGUCAUCCUCCUCAACAUGCAGAAUCUUUAUGAAAGCCUGUACGAUGCCUUGAACCAGUAUUAUGUUUAUCUCAGUAAGCAGCAAUACGUUGAUCUAGGACUGGGCUCCCACAGAGUCAAAUGUCGUGUUCACACAAACUUUAGACUGGUGGUAGUGGAGGACCAAAAGAAGGUGUAUGAGCACUUUCCUGUGCCUCUCAUCAACAGGCUUGAAAAACAUAGGGUGGAUAGGAGUACCGAUCUGGAGCCAUGGCAACACAGGGUUCUCCACAACCUGAGGGAGUGGGUGAAGGAAUUUGCGGGUGAGGCCUCAAGGGAUUUUAGGUUGUCUGACAUUUUUGUUGGCUUCCAUGGUGAUGCAUGUGCCAGUGUUCUCUUGCAAGCACUUGAAAGGAGAGCGCACAAAGUUGGAGACAGUCGAGGAAGACAACAUCAGCAGGGCGAAAAACACAACUCAUUGGAAGAAGAAGAUGGACAAAACAAAACACUUGCAUCAACUUCUAACAGACAGAAAGAGGCAACUGAGAGGGAGGGUGAUCAGCUGCGUGAUACAGUGGUCAUAGAAACUGAUUUAAUAGAAAAGAAUGAUGACAAAUCCACUGAGAUAUGUGAUGACGAUGACAAAGUGAUGUCUGAGAGUGAAGAAAUGAUGGAGACCGAAAGCGACAUUUGGUCUUCUGAGGAAAAUGAGGAAGAAGUAGUCUUGAGUUUAGCCAAGAGUUUCUUAUUGACCUGUGCGACCCCUGACGCUGUGGUGAGGCUCAAAUAUUCAGAUUUAGCAAACCAGGAAAAGGAGGAACUCCAGAGAAUGUACUUCCAACAACAGCAUCACCACUCACUGAGAGAUUUCCUGGAAGAGGCCUUGAACAAGCAUGAGGAGUCCAGCAAGUUUAUAGAGAUAACAACAUUCUCCAGCUUGUUAACCAGAGCAGAUGUCAAGGUUGUAGCUCAUGCUCUAGGACUGCUUGCAGACAGGAUACUCCUGCUCUCUCUUCACCAGUUUGACACUGAGGUCUCCUUCUAUAACAAGAUACGGGGCUUCCUCCAAGAUGCUGGCCCCUCUCUUCAUAUCCUGUUAAUCCAGAUGGACCUUGAGGAAUCACAUUGCAGUGAUGAGCUUAUAGCAUCAGCAAAAUAUUGCACCAUAAAUUACCUGAUGUCCCUGGAGGAGAAGACCUGUUGGGUGAUUUAUGUUGUGAAGGUGUCCAGGAUCCCAAGUCACUCUCAGUACAUUGGUUUUCAAGGAGGAGCCUGGCACUCCAUGCAUAUUGAUGACCUGAGGGAUUCAGAGGACAUGAGCCUGAACCUGUUGGGUUUCUGCGGAACUCUAAUUAGCAGCUUGCUCAGGCCUACACUGUCAGAACACCAUGAAGAUGGAGAAAUUGAGAGGAACAGAAAAGACUCUCAGGGAGAUAGAGCCCAGCUCCACAGCCUGUCCUUAGUGAGGUCAUGCAUCCAAAAAGCUGUGGGUUUGCUGAGGGACCCCGAUGACAUAACGCCACGAAGCAUGCGGCGGAUUCACAUCCUUCUGAGCCUUCUAGGAACUGGUCAAGGACACAGAGGAGCUCCUUUUCAGAGGGUGUUGUUGAGCAGACUGACCGAGGCCCUGGCGCAGAGGGAGGAGAGGAUGGGCUCUCCUAAAGAGUGGGUGAGCAUAGAAGCCAAGAAGCGCCAGGCUCUACAAGAGGGGGGAACUCUCAGACACACCCUGUGGCGCUGCCUUCAGUCCACCAUGACUCCGAUCUUGGCCAACAUGUUGGAAGUUAUGGACAGGUAUGCGAAUCUGGACCUGCUCUUUGACGAAAGGCUCAGCCAGGGCCAGGUACAGCUGUGGUUGGACAUCCUGGGAGAUUCACAGAUUUUAAACCUUACACCUCUCCAGAACCCAAGUGAGUCAGACCAGGAAGUGCUUGUGCAGAAUUACUUCCUGUUGGAUGGUGAAGGACAACCGUGUGCGGCCCCGUUCAGCUGGAUCAUCACAAUGCACCUUGAGAGCCAGUGGGAAGAAUCAGAACUUAUGCCAGUAAUAAAAGAGGAUUGCACAGCAAGGAUUCUCCAGUUUGUGAGCACCUUCAGCAGCAGCAGGCUGGGCAGUCACUUACAGAAACUCUCCAGCCAGGAGCGGCUGGAGCACUGCCAUCACUAUCUGCAAGACUUUCUGCUGCUUUAUUUGAAGAUCAAGUCAAAGGGCGAGCUGCGGGUGUUCACCAGGGCCCUGCUGGGCUGCGUGUCUGAGCUUCAGAUGUCCAUGGGUGUCGAGCUCAGCCUCUCUCCUGCCUGGAUAAUGGCUGCUGCCAAACAUUUUGCCCCCCGACUGGACACUCUUUGCCACAUAUUUCUGCUGCAGCCCCAGCUAGCCACCGAUGUCUCUCAGCAGGGGUCAAAGAGGGACAUCCAAGAAAUGGUGGAGGACGUUUUAGCUCUUGGUGUCUGCGUUGAGCAAACCAAGCUUCUGGCUGUGAAUUCCCUGCAAGAGUGCGAGUCCUUUGUGAGCAGAGUGGAGUUUCUGCAGCCGUGUCUGGAUAGAGCAUUUGCUCAGAAGUACAGUACCCUCUGUAGCCCUGGCUGUCUGCAGCAUCUGGACUCCAUCAGGUCACUGUGGCGUGGGAUGCUGGUUGUUGCAUCAUUCAUCCAGCACGUUGUUUUAAAAGUUCAGCAGAAUGACUCCAGACUGGCAGAACUGGCUCUCAAACACUGCAACCUUCACCUAAACCUGAUGCAGGAGUCUCCAGAUGUGAUGAGCAUGGACACACUGCGGCAACUGAUUCGCAUCCUCAAUUCUUUCCACAAUGAGUGCAUCAGCAGAGAUCUCAGGUUUGGCAUCUCCUGCCCAGUUUGCCUGUGUGAGCUCAAAGAGCCGUCCGUCCUGCCGUGCCAGCACGUCUUCUGUCUGCCGUGUCUCCAGAACUGCAUUCAGAGACACAGUGGCUCCUGCCCUAAAUGCAGGGCAGCGCUGCCACCCAACUUCAAGCCAGCUGUUUCUCACACCAUCAAGGCAGCACUUGAACAGCACGCAACGAUCAGGGGCUGCUGUAACUCCUUCUUCCUGGAGGUGGUGUCCAGGUUCUGUCUGUCAGAGGGGCAGAGGCCUGGAGAGGGAGUGGUGGAGCUCCUCUUCUCUUUGCUGGUCUCUGCCAAUGGAGAUGUGUACAGGACCAGAGAGCUCACGCCCUUCCUGGAGUGUGUGGACAACAGUCCCGUGGUGCGAUCCGUGCUGCCGAAACUGCUGCUACAGUACAGCUUUGACCAGGUGAAGGCCCACAUUCACACCUACCUGAAGAACCUGGAGGAGAACCUUCUGGGCAGAGAGGACCGCACUGAACUCUACCUGCUGUUUGUUAAUUGCUUUCAGGACUCUCUGCUGUGCUCAGAAGUGAGAGAAGCAGAACAGAGUAGAGAACAGCACAGGCAGGCAGAGAUCCAAUUCCUGAGCAGAGUGGCCAGGAAACAGAGUCCAGACAGACAAGAGGACCCGGCAGAGUUCCUGCUCAGCGUAGCCAGGCUGAGAAUAUGCCUGAGCACUGCUGCCCGUCUGCUGAAGGAAGCUCAAGGCAAAACUGGAGAGGUGGACAAUCACUACCUGCUGCAGGUGAGAGCGGUGUGUGAGUACUGUGGUAAUGACUGGCACAGAGUUUACCUGCUGCGAGCCCUCCACAGACUCACUGGUAUGGACUGCAUACUGUCCCUGAUGAACAGUCCGGCCUGGAGGUGGGUCUUCCCUGCAAAACUCCUGCAACUUCAGAGGAUGUUUCCGACCAAUGUGGACCAGUUCCUCUGCUGUGGGACGCCUUACCGCGCUGUGAGAGAUGCUGUGGUCCGGGUUCUGUUGGAGAACAGAUCGGACGCCUUCAUGACGGAGCUACAGAAGCUGAGGGGUUCUCAGAUCAGCCUCCUGGCCCUGGCCCUGUUCAGACACGUCACCUGCUGUUACAGAUCUCCUGACGGCAUCAUGCGACCCUCCCCAGAGAAGACAGCGAGACUGGAAGAACUCCUCAAAAACACCAGACCAAGGGAGUUUAGAGAGUUCUGCACUUCGCUCCUGUCCAAUCAGAUCGGUGGACUGGGCUCGCACCUCCGCGUCCACAAAGAUCUUUCGACCCAGAGACAGACCCUCCUGGAGCUGCUGGUCCAUCUGGGCUCAGUGCUCCUUGGUGGAAAUGCUCUCCUGGCUCCUCUCUGCCAGAUCGCCUCCCAGCCUCAGAAUGUCACAAACUCCUUUCUGCCAACGAUGCCCGAUGAUCACACGAGCGAAGCCAGACAGUGGCUGAGUGAGAAGAAUGUAGUGAUGUACACCUGUGCCAAAGGACACCCGUGCGUCGUGGGAGAGUGUGGCAGACCAGUGGUUACAUCCAAGUGUCCAGACUGUGGAAUUCUAGUUGGUGGGGAAAGACAUGUCCCAGUGUCUGGGUUUAGUCGACAUACAGAACAAAGAGACCAAACCCGAACAGGACACAUACUGGGAGAGGCUAGCCAACGGUCUGAAGCCCCUGAAAGACAGAUGACUUCUGCUCAGUCCUACAUCCUGCGGCUGCUGAUGCACCUCGCCAUGCUUCAGGGCGCCAUAAAGAAUCACACAGGAGUUGCUGACAUGAUCCACCCCAGGACGUAUGAUGUGUCCAGCUUCCUGUGGAACCACCUUGAAAAGGACAUGAGUGUGUUGGGCCAGACUUUGAAUCAGAACAUUGACAACACAGCGGUUACAGUCCAUCUGAUUCUCAAUGCCAGCACAAAAUUCAUUACUGAAGGCUCCCUCAGCACGACACCUGACCUGUCCUCCAGACAAGGACGACAGCAGUGGGAGAAGCUCGUCUGUCGUUCCAUCAUCAACCCAGUGCUUCAAGAUUUGAAGAAGAAUCUGGCCAAAGCUCAGGACAGAAUUAGCGAUGACGGUGGCCUUGCUGGCAGCCCCCUGAUGACCCUUCUCUUUGGCGAUCCUGGUGACAUGUUGCUUCUGCCCUCUGACUGCCCGACGCAUCGCUCCUCCUUCUGGAUGCUCCCCGAGAUGAUGACAGUGGAGCGAUUCUCUCAGUUGCUGGGAGAAGCGCAGGGACACAGCCGUUUACCUCUGCUGAGCAUGUUUCUCUCCAAGAUACACUGUGUGAGACAGUUACAUCACCUGCCUGAGCUGGCUGCUUUACAGUCCGACCUGCUGAGGGUGUUUUGUCAGACAUCAGGCUCUGCGCCUCAGACCAUAGCACAGAUGUUACAGCAGAUACCAGCAGGAUACCAGAAGAAGACGCUGCUGGAGAGAGUGGCCCUGUUCAUCCGUGUGUGGAACUGCCUCAGAGUCGAGGUGGCAAACAACUCAGCAGACCUGGGUGUGGAUGUGAAGUUGUGUGAGAAGGAGGUGACAACCGAGAGCUCUGGGGAGUUUCUGACGCCAUGCCGACACGGGCCGGGGUCGUGUCUCCGAACUCUGGUAGACUUCCUGUCAGAGACUCACAACAGCCUGGUGCGAGUGGCCAGGAGCGUGAGCCGCCAGGAGGACAGUGACUACAGUGUUCCUUUAGAGAGCGUAUCAGAAACCCAGCUAACCCUGUGCCACCCAGAAAGAGAACUGCUACCUUUGAUUUUAGCCCACUGCCACUACACCUUGAAGAAAGGCGGUGAGACUGACAGUAGCUAUGAUCUGCCAGGGAUCCAGACCCAGCUGGCCCGCUGCUUCCUGGCUGGGAAACCACUUAUCCAAGCGGACACCUCAAGGUACCUCAAUAGACACCUGCAGGAUUUCUCUGUGGUUCUAUCCGAGAUCAGGGGGAAGAUUUGUCAGGAACCGCUGAAGGGUUCAGUGAGCAGCACCGUGCGAGCUGUGCUGCGUUCGUACACAGAUGUUUGUGAUGCUGUGUUCGUGCUGGAGAUUGGACUUCGCGUCCUUGGCAAGACGGGUGGGGAUCCUCAGGGUCAGCUGUUGUCCUACCUCACUGAUUCUCUGCUCAUGGGCCCACAGAUCUCCAGCACUGUAGCCAAGAGUCUUGGAGAAAGCAAACUGGAACACUGCAUAUUCACCUGGCAGCUCCUGACCUGCUGGAAAUCUGAACUUAUGCUGAAGAGAAAGCAAGACCCGUUUCAGAAACUACCAUCAGAGUUCCAGCAGAAGCUGUCUGAGGAGGAGAGGAAAAGGCUGAAGAUGUUCCUCAUGGUCACGGAUGUUGACACUUUCUCCUUGGAACUGCAUGAAAUUCUGCUGCUGAAGACGAGCAACGCCGUGCCUGACCAGGGUUACUAUCCACAAUGGGACAUCAGGUCAACCUUAGAGAUCCAUUUGGAGCGGAAAGACCUUCCACCUCUGCUGGGGCUCGAGUCUUUACCAGAGGAGAUCACACUGGGACAAGGAGCUGACGUGUGGAGAGCAGCUGUCGAGUUUAAAAGAAGCUGAAUUAUUUCAACAGAGAGCUGAAUUAUGUUUUUUGUGAUUUUGGUUGUUAUUAUCGUUUAACAGAGAAUAUCAGAAUUAAGACCGACUGUCAGGAAUUAAAUCAUUCCAUAUGUGGACCAAAUGGACCCACUGGACACAGGCCCAGGGGUCCACUCUGUAUGAACGAACUUCUAAUAUUUAUUUGGAAGUCAGAAAGCUCAAGUAAAAACACAAAAUUAUUAAAAAGAUGCCCAAAUAUCCCAAACAAAGGCAUAAAGGGACACAAACUGACUACAAAAGUACAGACUCAAAACACCUACAAAAAACUGAAAAUUUAUUACAAAGAGAUGCAAAACUACCACAGAGACAUAAAAUGACCACAAGAGCCAAAGAACACAAAGGAACCACAAAGGGAUGCAAAACAACCACAGAGACAUGACACACAGUCAUUUUGUGUUUCCUUCAGGUCGGGGGUCCUGUUUGGGCCCGUGGAAGCCAUUUACCUGUCUGUGUCCAGAUGCCCAUCUGCUCAUAACCUGUCUAUGAUUCCAUAUGAUAAAAGGCAUUUCAGUUAAUUGUGCCUUUCUCUAAUGUAGAUAUUGUAACUGACUAAAUUUUGUUUAAGGUUCAAAUAAGAGAGGUAAUAAUGCUUUUAUUCAUUUUGUUAUAUUUAAUCUGUCAAUGAGGUGUCAGAGGACAAUCAAUAAAAGCACUAUGGAAGAAAA
Messenger RNA from Monopterus albus (swamp eel), 16241 nucleotides. RefSeq names its product ring finger protein 213b (gene rnf213b). The coding region runs from base 175 to 15537 and encodes 5120 amino acids. Gene Ontology annotation, cellular component: cytosol; nucleolus; membrane. Gene Ontology annotation, biological process: sprouting angiogenesis; ubiquitin-dependent protein catabolic process; negative regulation of non-canonical Wnt signaling pathway. The transcript has 65 exons. Gene Ontology annotation, molecular function: metal ion binding; ubiquitin-protein transferase activity; ATP hydrolysis activity. Lineage: Eukaryota; Metazoa; Chordata; Actinopteri; Synbranchiformes; Synbranchidae. The record is from RefSeq and is a predicted model, not a curated record.